Messenger RNA from Pogona vitticeps (central bearded dragon), 1092 nucleotides. It is a transcript of the gene AP5S1, whose product is annotated as adaptor related protein complex 5 subunit sigma 1. Gene Ontology annotation, biological process: endosomal transport; double-strand break repair via homologous recombination. Lineage: Eukaryota; Metazoa; Chordata; Lepidosauria; Squamata; Agamidae. Gene Ontology annotation, cellular component: late endosome; AP-type membrane coat adaptor complex; lysosome. The record is from RefSeq and is a predicted model, not a curated record.
UUUCCCAGCAAGGGUCGCGGCACGGCUGCAGAGGGUUGCCGCUUGCCGGUCCGCGCGGGAGCACGCCGGGAACUGUAGUCUCGCUGUUCCCCGUCGCGUUCUUCGGGCUUCUUGCGCUGGUCGUGGGAAGGGGGCUUGGCCCGGGUCUCGUUCCGCCGCCGCUGCUGCUGCUGCUUUGGGAGCAGGGAUCCUGUCUUUUGCCUUUACCUCCCACACUUCCUGCAGCUGCCCGUCGGCCUCCAUGGUUCACGCUUUCUUGAUCCACACUUUGCUUAGCCGGCCGGGGGACGAGGCAGGGCCUUGUCGGGUGCUCUAUUCCAGAGUCUUCAGUCCUGAGGGGUUGGAUGAUGCCGGAGGUGCUGAUCGCGAGAAGAAGAAACGGAUCCAGAAGGAGCAGAUUCUGGUCGUGGCCAGGCAAGUGGAGUCCAUGUGCAGGCUCUACCAGCAGGCUUCUGGGAGGCCCCCUUCGGACCACUCCGUCCUGCUGCCCGACGAGCCCGUAUCUCUCCAGGAUGUCCCGUCGGGGGUCUUCCGUCUCUCUUCUGGGGACCCCUUUGCUGAGGAUAAGACCGUGCUCUGGCUGGGCAUCCAUUGCUUGGGUUUUGCCCUGGUUUGCGACCCCCACGAGAACCUGAUGCUAGCCGAGAGCGCCCUCCAGCUCCUGGUGAAGAGCCUGCUGGAACACCUCAAGCUGCUGAGCUCCGGGAGCGACGUGCUGCUCAAAGCUGACCGGAUCGAGGUUAUCCUCGGGAAGGUCCUGCCCCAUGGGCAGCUGCUCUUCCGGAAUGACCAGUUUGUCCUGGGGCUGGAGAGGGAACUGAGUGCUUCACUCUCCAAAUGAAAAGCCCCCCCCCAGGGACUGACUCCACUGGAAGCUGGGCAACUGGAGACCUGAGGUUCUUGGCUGGUUGCCCUUAGGUGGAAUGGGCGGCUCGCUGCAUGGCAUCGCUUGGCCACAAUGUGCUGCACAGGAGAGAAAAAUCAGAGUGGGAGACAUGGGUGGUGGUGGAGGAGGAGGUGCCUUGUCUCUUAUCAUCAUCCCUGGCCCUGUCUAAGAGCCAAAAGGAACAUUUCCCCUCUGCUUUUGGAGGC